UUCUCUCAACUCUUUUUUAUCGUGCUAUCGUUAGCUCCGCGGCUAGCCAGCAUUCACUGCUCCCCCGAAGACAGACUCGAUCACGCGUUGUCACAAUCAUGGAUCGAACCGGAGUCGCGACGGAAACACCAAAGAGCCCGUGGGGGUCGGCGACCCCGGCAGCUCCGGCCUGCUCUCUGGCUGAUGUGAUGAGCGAGCAGCUGGCCACACAGCUGGACGAGGAGAACAACACCGUCCCUGCUCUCAGCGAGCCCGGGGCAGAUGUGACGUUGUCGGACGAGGCCCACGACACGACCAGCGACCUGAUGCUCGCCCAGAUGUUGCAGAUGCAGUUCGACCGCGAGUUUGACGACCAGCUCCGCCGCGAGGAGAAGAAGUUCAACGGAGACAGCAAAGUGUCCAUCUCCUUUGAGAACUACCGAAAGGUUCAUCCGUACGAAGACAGCGACAGCUCGGAGGACGAGGUCGACUGGCAGGACACGAGAGACGACCCCUACAAAGCCGACAAGCCUCAGACCACGCCCCGUCGAGGCUUCAUCGGAAAAGGCAAGAACAUCACGACCAAACACGACGAGGUGACCUGCGGUCGUAAGAAUGCCGCUCGCAUGGACAACUUUGCUCCCGAGGUCCUUGUCGGCGACGGGCUGGGGAUGGACCUGAAGUUGCCCAAUCAGGUGUUCAACUCUCUGAAGCAGCACUGCUACAGCGAGCAGCGACGCAGCGCCAGGCUGCACGAGAAGAAGGAGCACUCCACCGCCGAACAAGCCGUCGACCCUCGCACUCGUCUGCUCAUGUAUAAGAUGGUGAACGCCGGCGUGCUGGAAAACAUCAACGGCUGCAUCAGCACCGGGAAAGAGGCUGUCGUAUUCCACGCCGACGGUGGGAGCCUGGAGGAGCAGCCGGUGCCCGACGAGGUGGUGCUGAAGGUUUUUAAAACGACGCUCAACGAGUUCAAGAACAGAGACCGUUACAUCAAGGACGACUAUCGCUUCAGAGAUCGCUUCAGCAAGCUGAACCCGCGCAAAGUCAUCAGGCUGUGGGCGGAGAAAGAGAUGCACAACCUGGCCAGGAUGAAGAAGGCGGAGAUCCCCUGUCCGGAGGUGGUGCUGCUGAAGAAGCACAUCCUGGUGAUGUCGUUCAUCGGCAAAGACCACGUCCCCGCCCCCAAACUCAAAGACGCCAUGUUGGGCUCGGAGGAGAUGAAGAACGCCUACUACCAAGUUCUACACAUGAUGCAGCAGCUGUAUCAGGAGUGUAACCUGGUUCAUGCUGAUCUCAGUGAAUACAACAUGUUGUGGCACGAGGGGAAGGUGUGGUUUAUAGACGUCAGUCAGUCCAUCGAGCCGACUCAUCCUCAUGGUCUGGAGUUCCUCUUCAGAGACUGCAGGAACGUCUCCACGUUUUUCCAGAAGAGAGGCGUGAAUGAGGCGAUGAGUGUGUACGACCUGUUCAACACCGUCAGUGGACUGAACAUCCCCGUUGGUUCUGAGGAGGAGGCUGAAUUCGUGGCUGAGAUCGAGGCGUUGGAGAAGAGGAACGAGGAUCACGUGCAGAAGCGCGGGAAGAAAAUCUUCCCUGUCGACUCGGAGGACGCUGGCCCUCCUUUAAAAGUCGACGCCGCUGACUAACGCCCGGCCUGACUCGCUCUCUCUUCACGACCCGCCGUGUUGAAAACGCUGUCAGAAGAUGAAUGGAGGAGGAGCCCUGUAACCACACCCCCAACGCCCUCCACCACCACAACCACCACCACCCAGCUGCGGGCGGGGGAGGGCGGGGCGCCUCCUGGCUGCAGGAGGAACGAUUUGACUGAGGUGGAUGUUGAAGUCGGAGCGUCGGAGUUGCCGAGAUCCACCAGCAGGGUUUCUGACGCUGAGGCCACGUCUCGUAUCUCCUGCUGAUAUUCUUACUGAUGUUGAUCACAGUGUGUGUGUAAACACAUUUAUUAUAAUCAUCAUCAUUAUUAUUAUUUUUUAGGAAACCGUACAAGAGCGACACUUUGCGUUUGAAUAUUUGAACGUAGCCUCAGCGACGUGAAAUGAUUAAUAAACGUUAGAGAUAUCUGGAAACUAAAACUAUUUUUUUUGUUAUUUGGGAACUUUUAUCGAGUGACAUAAUCCUGAAAGAAAUAUUAAAAUACCAUCUUCCUUCAUCUUCAUCCAUCUCUUUCCCUCCUCGUCUUCGUGCUCUAAAAUCAACUCAUAAAAUCUGUCGACUGAAAUAAAAAAAAUCUUGCAGUUUUAUAACGACUGUGUGAAGUGUCGGUCACAUAUGAAAGUUCGAGGUCGGUCACUCAUCGCAGAUUGUUGUUUGUGACGUUAAUGGAUAAAAUAUGAAAAUGUGUAAUGCGUGAUGUUUGUGUCGCUGCAGCAGUGGAGACAUCACAUGAUGUCGGGUGUUCACUGUGGAUAAAGAUGCGUUCUGAUGAAAAGUCUUUUCAUGUGUGAAAACGCCUGCAGACCAGUGACGUCAUUAAAAAGAGACGUUGAAAACUG
This is a messenger RNA of Scophthalmus maximus (turbot), 2492 nucleotides long. It is a transcript of the gene riok3, whose product is annotated as RIO kinase 3 (yeast). Gene Ontology annotation, molecular function: protein serine/threonine kinase activity; ATP binding. The transcript has 13 exons. NCBI's taxonomy places the organism in Eukaryota, Metazoa, Chordata, Actinopteri, Pleuronectiformes, Scophthalmidae. Gene Ontology annotation, cellular component: preribosome, small subunit precursor; cytosol. The record is from RefSeq and is a predicted model, not a curated record. Gene Ontology annotation, biological process: maturation of SSU-rRNA; protein phosphorylation. Bases 99 to 1628 code for a protein of 509 amino acids.